Chionomys nivalis (European snow vole) is the source of this 2182-nucleotide messenger RNA. RefSeq lists its product as uncharacterized. The transcript is spliced from 3 exons. The record is from RefSeq and is a predicted model, not a curated record. The coding region runs from base 300 to 662 and encodes 120 amino acids. Lineage: Eukaryota; Metazoa; Chordata; Mammalia; Rodentia; Cricetidae.
UGGGAGGCGCCCUGCCACCGUCAGGAUGCGCUCGGUGUAGCGGGACUGCCGGGGGGCGCCUGAAGGCCAGCGCUCCAAGGACACGCGGCCACCCGCUCCUCGCCGGCUCCCGGGCCCUGACGCCCAGCAGCGCCGGAGCCGAGCCGCGGGGAGUGCGGGCGAAGGGUGGCAGGAGGGAGGGCGCGCGCGAGGCGGCCCCUCCUCGGCGAGCCAUGCGUGCCACGGGCCGCUGAGGAGCCGCCGGGCGCCGCUGCCAAGUCUCCGCUCCGCUUUUGUCUUGCCCUCCAGUGAAUGGGAAGAUGGAGAUGGAUGUGGAGGGAGUUUCUCCGCGCCCGGAGCCCAUCCCCCGCUCCCAGGGGGCUGGCGGAGCCUGCCAGGCGCCGCCACAGCCGCCCCAGCCCCAGCCGCAGCCCCAGCAGCAGCUGGCUCAGGAUGAAGUGCCCUGCGAGAGUGCGGGCGCUGAGGACAGCGACGAUCCGGAGGCGAGACCCAACGGCGAGAGGGGGGAGAGCAAGAGAUUGCAUGGCCUACAAGGUGACGGACUCCAAUGUGAUCACUGCAGAAUUCUCCAAUUCCAAACCACUGGCAGUUGGAACGCACAAGCCCCCUACUGGCGAGGAGGCGAGGGAAGCAAGCUGGGAGGAGGCCCAUUACUUGGCUAGAGAGAGAUGGACCACCUUCUCGGGUCUUCUGGAAGUUGCUGAAACAUGGUGAGGAAGGAAUGUCAUCACUCAUAGGAUGGAAUCAAGAAACUCUUAGAAUGGAACUAAGCCUGAAGUACUUCAAGCCCUGGGACCCCACUUUUGGGUCAUACUGUUCUCUCUCUCUCUCUCUUCCUCUCUCUCUCUCUCUCUCUCUCUCUCUCUCUCUCUCUCUCUCUCUCUCCUGUAUUUCUCUUUUCUUAGUGCAGGGAAUUGUACACAGGAACUGAUUUAACAGGUAUAAUUUUGGUCCCAAAUCAGCCAUGUUACUAGAAACUUAGGACAGUUCUGCCAGAGUCACUGCAUGUCGCCUGUGGAAUCCAGGGAAUGCUCAUGGAACUCUUAAGUCCUGUUAAUAAAAAAUAAUAUAAGAACCAACUCAAGAGAAGUUCAAGGACAUUUAUUAUUAGCAUUAAACACACACACACACACACACACACGAGAAGGCAAAAUGUAAAUCUCAGCAUCUGCCCAGAGGUGGAAGAUGGAGGAGAGAAUGCAGUCAUGCAGCUUAAGUUAAGGCAACAAGAAGGUCGACCAUAUGGCAAACAGGCAGCUACAUGGGGGCGGUGGGGGGAGGCUUUAAAGAAAGCGUGAAGGCUGCAGUGUUCAGGAAAAUGGCUCAGGAAGGAGAUGGAGGAAAAAAAGAGUUCUGAGUGGUUGAGAAAGGCAGGCACUCUUUCAAAGUUGCUUGGCCACACCUUUGUGAGGGACUUCAGUAGAGUGUGGGAUCCUGGAGAAGAAAAGUACAUUAUCUCAUUAAAAGGAUAAUUAUUCCUCUCAUCUCUGUAAGAGUUAAGGUGGUCCCACCUUCCAGAGGAAUGGUCCUGUAGCUUGGUGAUUCAGCUGGGAUGCUGGGUACCCACAAACCCACUCUCCUUGGUGAUUGACUUGCUCAGAUGGGAUGCUGGGUACCCACCAACCUACUCUCUUCAUCUGAAGGAAACAGUUUUUCCUCAAUUGGCCUCUAUUUCCACUGUAACAAACAGAUUCUGUUCCUAGAGGUCUUCUGAACUGAGGUCUCAGGCUAGGUGGUCAAUGGGGCCAUGUUAUUGGACUAGUAUAGUUCUUAUCUUUUCAUUAAAAAUUCAUGUCUUUUCUGUUUUCUCAAGUUUGGAUUCAGGUGAUGGCACACAGGAGUCCCAUUGCUUAGCUACCAAAGACUUCUUUAACUGUGGUGCCAGCUACAGUUGAAACACAGUCAAGCUCGUACUACACCCAGGGCUCCCGUGAGUCACUUCAGAUGAAUGUUGAACUACAAAAAACCAUACACCUCACAGUUUGAGAUUUAGGUUCUCUCUGAUCCUGUAGUUAGAACAGUAGACAAUGUUUUAAAUAUCAAAGGUGGCUUUCAGAUACUUCAAAUCUUUGGGACAAUUUUGGGUGGUUUGACACUGCUGUUUUCUAAGGUCAGGUAGGAGUAGGGGACCAACGACCUUACCAACUGCGUUGUUCAGGCCUCUGUAGGUCUGCCGACUUGA